AGCGGACAGCAGCACUCCUGUCACAACCAGCUGGAUGAAAGACAAGAAGCUGCUCAGUCUCGGCUGGAGAAUCUCCCUGGACGAGUCAAAUCUGGUCAUCACGAAUGUGAACCUAGGCGAUGAGGGAGAUUACACCUGUGUCAUCAAGAGUGAGCUGGACCAGAAAUCAGUCUCAGGACAGGUUAAAUAACAGAAAAGGAAAUGGUUUAAUUCACCAAGGCUGGCAAAGUUCUUCUCAUGAAACCUAAGUCAGCAUAACACAUAAUAGCACAGUUGAAUAUGCACUCGGAGACCAAAGUACCAUUGAAGUGUGUUCUCCAGCGGGUAAUGAACACUUGUCUAUGCACUGCACUGAGCAGUGAAUGCCACCAGGGGAGAGGAGCUGCGAGUGGAGGAGUUCACUCCAAACGUAACGAGCUUCUCCCUCCGACGAUUCGACCGCUACACUCGAUACCGGUUCUCUGUGGCGGCGCGAACUCACCUCGGAAUAGGGGAAUGGCACACGGAGGAGUCGCAGCACUACACCACGGAAACGUAUGCUCAGGACCAGGUGGACAUCACCACUCAGGGCUGGUUCAUCGGGACCAUGUGCGCUGUGGCUCUCAUCGUGCUCAUACUUCUCAUAGUCUGCUUCAUCAAGAGGAGCCGAGGGGGGAAAUAUCCAGUACGAGAAAAGAAGGACAUCUCACUGGAGCCGGUAGAUGACAAAGACCAAGAGGGAUCAUUCGAUUAUCGGUCUCUUGAAAGGAUUGCUCGUGUCUCCACUCUUCCCUACCCUCGGAGGGAGGAAGAGAGAGGGCUUCAGAGAGGCCAGCUGUCCAUAGAGACAAUGAUGAAGCCAUCCGAGAGCGACGACAGUCUGGUGGACUACGGAGAUGGAGGAGAGGUCCCGUUCAACGAGGACGGCUCCUUCAUCGGCCAGUACACGGGAACCAGGAGAGACGUCAGGGAGCUGGAAUUCGUCGGAGGCCUUGAGCUUCACUCUCCGAUGAACACCAUCUACUCCCUGGCAUGAAACUCAUCAUCCUCUCAUUCGUUCGGGUUGUGUCCGUUCAGCUUCGACCGCGAACUAAGAACCUGGAGGAACUGCUGGUGCUGGUGGUUUGUCGGUGGAUGUGAACGGCGGGAGACCGUAGCUGUUACACCCUCAUGUAUCAGAAGAAGAAAACAGUGGAAAGUUGAGACAAUGAUUCUAGAGAGAUGCUUAAUCAUCUGGUGAAAAGGAAGCUUGGCCUUUUCUUUUGUAAAUAAAACAAUCUCCUGUUUAUGCACAGACCGACGCCUACGAUGAAUUAUGG
This is a messenger RNA of Pleuronectes platessa (European plaice), 1298 nucleotides long. RefSeq names its product neurofascin. The record is from RefSeq and is a predicted model, not a curated record. Bases 587 to 1015 code for a protein of 142 amino acids. Lineage: Eukaryota; Metazoa; Chordata; Actinopteri; Pleuronectiformes; Pleuronectidae. The transcript is spliced from 8 exons.